UUCAUAGUCAUUCACGGAAGAGAUCUCUCAGCAGUGGGCAAGGGCUUCAACCACAGAGACACCUGUUCUCAGGUUAACUACGUUUCUGCCAUGCUUCAUUUAAGUGAGGGGGAUUUUGUAUGGGUGGACUCUGGCAGUGUAGUCCCAAUUGGGGCAGAAGUGAAGGUUACUGACACUGGGCAGCUUCAGCUCAUCGAUGACGAAGGAAAGGAACAGAAGAUCAACAAGAAGAAUCAGAGCAACAUCCGUCCCAUGCACCCCACCUCAGUGAAAGGUGUGGACGACAUGAUAAUGCUCGGUGAUCUCAACGAGGCCGGGCUGCUCAGGAACCUGCUGGUGCGCCACAAAGAGGGCAUCAUCUAUACAUACACAGGCUCCAUUCUGGUCGCAGUGAACCCCUACCAGCUGCUGCCCCUCUACACCACGGAGCAAGUUCACAUGUACACAGACAGGCGGCUGGGUGAGCUGCCCCCCCAUGUGUUUGCCAUCGCAGACACCUGCUUUUUCAACAUGAGGCGCAACAAGAAGAACCAGUGCUGUGUCAUUAGUGGAGAGUCUGGAGCAGGGAAAACUGAGAGCACCAAGCUGAUGCUGCAGUUCUUGGCUGCAGUGAGCGGUCAGCACUCGUGGAUCGAGCAGCAGAUUCUUGAGGCCAACCCCAUCCUGGAAGCCUUUGGUAACGCCAAAACCAUUCGAAAUGACAAUUCCAGUCGAUUUGGAAAGUACAUCGAUAUCAACUUCACCAAGGGUGGGGCCAUUGAGGGGGCCCGUGUGGAGCAGUACUUACUGGAAAAGUCCAGAGUUUGUCGUCAGGCACCUGAGGAAAGAAACUACCACAUCUUUUACUACAUGCUGAUGGGCAUGUCUCCUGACCAGAAAAAGAUUCUUUCUCUGGGAACGGCUGCAGAGUACAAAUACCUGACCAUGGGCAACUGCACCAGCUGUGAAGGACGUGACGAUGUGAAGGAGUACGCUCACUUCCGUUCAGCCCUAAAGAUCCUCAUGUUCACAGAGACAGACUCCUGGGAAAUCUCCAAACUGCUAGCCGCCAUCCUUCACCUGGGCAAUGUGGAAUUUGAAAGCACUAUAGUGAGUAACAUGGAGGGCUGCGACAUCGCCAAAUCAGCCCAUUUCAGCAUGGCAAGCCAGCUUUUGGAGGUUGAUCCCAUACCACUGGAGAAGUGUCUGACUCAGCGCUCCGUUACGACUGCCAGGGAUACCGUGAACAAACCUCUGAACUCUGCUCAAGCUGUAGAUGGCAGGGACGCCUUUGUCAAGGCUAUAUAUGGCAGACUUUUCAUCUGGGUGGUGGACAAAAUCAAUGCUGCUGUUUACAAGGUGCACGAGGAUGACAAAGAGCUCCAGCAGUCGAUAGGCCUCCUGGACAUCUUUGGCUUUGAGAACUUCAACAAAAACAGCUUUGAGCAGCUCUGCAUCAACUUCGCCAACGAGCAGCUGCAGCAGUUCUUCGUCAAGCAUGUUUUCAAGCUUGAGCAGGAUGAGUACGCUCGUGAAAACAUCGUCUGGAAGCAAAUCGACUACCAAGACAACCAGGGCACACUGGACGUUUUGGCGAACAAACCUAUGAAUUUGUUGUCUCUCAUUGAUGAGGAGAGCAACUUCCCAAAGGGCACAGACACCUCCAUGCUCCAGAAACUGAAUCAGUUUCACGAAAAGGGCAAGAUCUACAUGCCUCCCAAAAACAACUAUGAGACACAAUUUGGAAUACAACACUUUGCUGGAGUGGUCUACUAUGAUUCAAAAGGUUUCCUUGAAAAGAACCGUGACACUCUUAGUUUGGACCUGAUUCAGCUGGUGGAAACAUCAACCAACAAACUCCUCAAGCAGACCUUCAAGACCGAACUGACAUCCAACUCCAACACAGCCAAGAGCACCAACCCCAAGAUGACCAUCAACACACCUAAAAGCAGCCUCCGGCAAGCACCUGAAGGCAAGAAACGUGUGCCAACUCUGUCUGGCCAGUUCCGUCAGUCUCUGGAUUCCCUAAUGAAGACCCUGACUGUGUGUCAGCCUUACUUCAUUCGCUGUAUCAAACCCAAUGACUUCAAGAAGCCCAUGCUGUUUGACAGAGAGCUGUGCAUACGGCAGCUGCGUUACUCUGGCAUGAUGGAGACCAUCAAGAUCCGGAAGGCUGGCUAUCCUGUCCGAUACACCUUCAACGAGUUCUUAAAUCGCUACCGUGUCCUCCUGAGGACCUACAUCUGUGAUCCCAAAACCGAAAGCCAAGAGAAAUGCUGUGAGAGCAUUUGUAAAAGAGUUCUUACUGGAGAAGGCGACUGGAAGAUGGGCAAGACGAAGAUAUUCCUCAAGGACUUUCAUGACACCAUGCUGGAACUGGAGCGAAUGAAAGAGUUAAAUGUAAAAGCUCUUUUGAUCCAAAGAGUCCUGCGGGGCUUCAAAUACAGGAGAGAAUUCUUGAGGAAAAGGUCAGCUGCCAUUGUCAUUCAGAAGCACUGGAGAGGAUACAAAGGCAGGAAGCUCUACAAAGUGGUGCAGCUUGGCUUUGCAAGGCUGCAGGCACUCGCUCGCUCUCGUCAGAUCCACCUCCAAUACAAGAAGAGGCGGGAGGCGGCUCUGGUGCUGGAGACCCAAAUCAGAGGGUACCUGGCCAGGAAGGAGUGGAAGCGCAAGAGAGAUGCAGUGAUCCUGCUGCAGGCGCACACCAGGGGCAUGCUGGAAAGAAAAAAACUCCAAAAGAUGAAGAGAGAUAUGUACCUCUCUGCAAAAGAGAAGGAGGAAGAACGACGGGCCAUUUUGGCCAAACAGAAGCACUUGGAGGAAGUUUUGAGGCAGAAGAGAGAGAUGGAGGACAAAGAACAUGCUGAAAACAUCAGUGACCAGGAGAUGGUGGACAACAUCUUUGGCUUCCUGCCCAAUGUUGUUGGAGGGCAGGAAGGGCAGGCUCCUAUUGGAUUCGAGAACAUUGAAGGAAAAAGGACCGUAAUUGAGCAGAUAGACAUCGAUGAGCUUCCUCUGGAAGAAGAACUUCCUGAAGACGACUAUGAAGACCUGGAUCAGUACUCCUUCUCUAAAUUCGCCUCCAUUCACUUCCAAGGAGCAGCCACGCCCACCUACAUCCGGCAGAGGCUCCAGCAGCCCCUGCUGUACCACGAGGAAGAAGGAGAUGUUGUGGCUUCGCUCACAGUGUGGUGGAUCAUUCUCAGAUUUAUGGGAGACCUCCCUGAGCCAAAGAGACAGGGCAGAGUUCAGGGGAGUUCUGCCCGGGAACGAAUUCUGCCACAAGACCUGAUCUCCAGGCAGGACAGACGUCUGAGCCACAUGGUGGGCCUUGAUCAGAGAGUGCUAAGGAAAAACCAAGAGACGACACUCGCUGCAGUCCAAGAGAACCCAGACCAAAAGAGAAAGGGAUCAAUUUUCACAGACCUUCUGUCAAAAAACAGGAAACCCUCUGCGGUGCCCAGCGAUACCGCUCCAAACGUGAAGGCGUACACUGCGCCCGAAGUUAACCCACGAGCGAGAAAAGGAUCCACGUUCACUGACCUGCUGUCCAGAAACAAAAAAGUCCCUUCUGGUAAAGACAGCAUAAAUAUUAAACCAGCAACAAACUUCAGGAAGCCCUCCAUCAUCAUGGAAGAGUCAGAUGAUCUAAAGGAGGUGUCAAAGCCCACCACACUGCAGACUGUGAGCGAGGACAGUGAUGUUAUGGUUGGAGAAGGGCUCACCCUGGACAGGCCCCUGUCAUCUCUAGAAAAAGUCCACUACAUUGUGGGAUAUGGCAUCAUCAGGCCUGAUCUCAGAGAUGAGAUUUACUGUCAGAUCUGCAAACAGCUUCAUGAAAACCACAACCGGAACAGCUACUUCCGCGGGUGGAUCCUGCUCUCCCUCUGUUUGGGCGUGUUUCCUCCUAGUGAGCGCUUUUUAAAGUACCUGCAAAGUUUUUUCCGUUUUGCUCCUAUGGGGUUCCCUUCCUACUUAGCCGAGAGGCUUCGGCGCACCAUGCUGAAUGGAGCAAGAGGGGAGCCUCCAGCCUGGCUCGAGCUGCAGGCAACAAAGACAAAGAAGCCUAUGUUAGUGUCUGUGGCCCUGUUGGAUGGACGAUCCAUUAACCUUCCUGUUGACUCUGCAUCUACAUCCAAAGAAGUCUGUCAGCUGGUCUCCAACAAAAUCAAACUAAAUGACACUUUUGGCUUUUCUCUCUAUGUAGCCAUGUAUGAAAAGGUGUGGGCCCUGGGGAGCGGCCGGGAGCACGUGAUGGAUGCAAUUUCCCAGUGUGAGCAGGAGGUGAAGAGGAGGGGAGGCCAGGAGCAGCACGCCCCGUGGCGGCUCUUCUUCCGCAAGGAGAUCUUUACUCCAUGGCACGACUGCAGAGAGGACAAGAUCAGCACUGACCUCAUCUACAAACAAAUUAUCCACGGUCUGAAGUAUGGAGAGUACCAGACUGACAAGGAGGAUGAUAUCAUUGAGCUCGCUGCUAAGCAUCUGUACAUCCAACAUGGCUCAGAUAGUCAACCUGAGAAUGUGAAGGAGACUGUGAAGGACUGCAUCAAGAUCUCACUGCUUGAGGCCAAGUCAGAAGAAAAACUGGUUCAGAUGAUCCACACAGCUCACGCUCAGAGUUCCUUCCUGAGUUCAAGGCAAAAAGCAGACCUGGUGAAGGCAGAGGUGGUCGACUAUGCCAGAGAGAAGUGGCCCAUAUUCUUCUCCAGGUUCUUUGAGGUUACCAAACAGUCAGGUCCCCCAUUGCCAAAGAGCAAGUUCAUAGUGGCCAUAAACUGGACCGGUAUCACAUUCCUGGAUGAGAGAGAGAAGAGGCUGCUGGAACUCUCCUUCCCAGAAGUGACAGGAGUUAACACCUUAAGGGAGGGUAAGACCUCUGGUCAUUCUGUGUGUCUGCUGACACUGAAAGGAGACUUCACCCUGAGCGGAUCUUCAGCUGAAGACAUGGCCGAGCUGAUCACCAUGUUCCUCAGUGGGCUGACGGAACGUUCCAAGUAUGCUGUGGCUCUAAAAGAAGUCAGCAGCCAAGAUGACCCCACACUCCUGAGCUUUAAAAAAGGAGAGCUCAUCAUCCUUAUCAAAGAUGAUGAGUUUUCUAAGCAGCGUGGCUGGAUUAAAGGACAAAACAACAGCACCAAAAAAACAGGAGCGGUCUCCAUUGAGUCCAUCUUUAUCCUACCAACGCUCAGCAAACCCAGCAAUGAAGUCUUGAACAUCCUCAACCUGUCACCAAACCAGAGGAGGAACUUGGUCCAGGCAAACCAGAGAGAUAUGGGCACCGUGGAGAGAGUAGCUCCUGCCUCGCUGAAGGAAUUUUCUCUUCAGUAUUUUAGGCAACCCAUCAAGGACGUCAACCGUCAGGUGAUGUCUAGGAACUCUGCACCAGAGAGGCUGUGGGCUCACUCUAGAGAACCAAUCAGACAGCCUCUCCUCAAGAACCUGGUGGGCAACCCAGAGCUCAGCCACAAAGCCUGCCUGGCCUUCACUGCAAUCCUAAAGUAUAUGGGAGAUUACCCCACCAGGCAGGUGCAGAGUCCUCUCGAGCUCACUGACCAGAUCUUCAGCCCUCCCGCUAAACAUGAAGCACUCAGGGAUGAGAUCUACUGCCAGAUCAUGAAGCAGAUGACCAGCAAUAACAACAGGUUCAGUAUAGAGCAGGGCUGGCAGCUGCUGUGGCUCUGCUGUGGCCUUUUUCCACCCAGCCAGUCCCUUCUGAGGCACGCUCAGAAAUUUCUGGAGUCUCGCCGCCGAGAGCCCCUGGCCUCCGACUGUCUGCAGCGGCUGCAGAGCUCACUAAGGACUGAUCCCAGGAAGCUCCCACCACACCAGGUGGAGGUGGAUGCCAUCCAACAGAACAGCACCCAGAUCUUUCACAAAAUCUACUUCCCCAACGACACAGAUGAGAUAUUUGAGGUGGCAACCAGCACCAGGAUCAGGGAUCUCAUCCAGAACAUUUCCAAAAACCUCAAACUGGCUUCAGCUGAUGGCUUCAGCAUCUUUGUGAAAACACACGACAAGGUUCUCAGUUUGAAUGACACAGACUACUUCUUUGACAGCCUGAGACAAAUCACUGACUGGUCGAAGCAAGCCAAACGAAUUAAAGAGGGUGGACCAGUCAACAUAGUCUACCAUGUGUUCUUCAUGAGGAAGUUGUGGUUCAAUGUAAUCCCUGGCAGGGACGCAAAGGCUGAUCUUAUCUUCCAUUACCCUCAGGAGUUACCAAAGUACCUGAGAGGCUAUCACGUUUGUACCAAGGAGGAAAUGGUCAACAUUGCCGCUCUGCUCUUCAGGGUAAAGGUCAGCGGUGACAAAAACCAGAUUGCCAUGAUUCCCAAGGUGCUGAAGGAGCUCGUUCCUGGCGACCAGCUGAAGGCCAUGUCUGAAAAUGAGUGGAAAAAGAAUAUCGUCGCCUUCUUUAACAAACAAGCCGACAUGACUGUUGAAGAAGCAAAAAUUGCAUUUCUGAAAGCCGUUUGCCGCUGGCCGACAUUCGGCUGUGCUUUCUUUGAAGUGAAGCAAACCUCAGAGCCAGAUUUUCCAGAUAUUGUGCGAAUCGCCAUCAGCAAGACUGGACUCACAAUCAUGCACCCAAAAACAAAGGCUGUUCUGGCAAAUCACCCAUACAACAAAAUUGCUAAUUGGUGCAGUGGUAGCACCUACUUUCACAUGACCGUGGGCAGCUUAGUGAAGGGUAACAAAUUCCUUUGUGAAACGUCGCUGGGCUACAAGAUGGAUGAUCUGAUAACAUCCUACGUGAACAUGUAUCUCAGAGAGAGAACAAUGCAGACCAGGGGCCAGCGCUACAACAUGUAAACAUCAGAGUCAACCCAGCUUCUCCUUGCAGCUCCAGGGUUCUUAUCCUCAGUUUUUAACAUAAUUUGGUAAAAAAAAAAAAAAGCCACAGAUUUAUUGCAUGAAAAUAAGUGUUUCUCAAUUUUGAUUUAAAGCAAGGGUCUGGUUGUUUUACAAACCUGAUGAUGAAAAACACUGGUUCCUUUCCAGCAUUACUUUUUAGAACAGAAACAUUGUGAUGUCUUGCUCAGGAUUGUUUUCUGUCCUGAUACUGACCCAAAUAACUUAGGAUUAGACAUUGGCUGAUACCCAGUCUGAUACUUCAUUAAUAUCGAUCCUAUGUAGACUAGAUGGAGUAAAAUGCUGCACUACAUUUCAUCAGUAUCACAUGGUUUGCAUCAGUACUGGGAUUGUGUUAUUUGUCACUAACUCACCAAUGAUGGUCUGCAGUGUUUCCUUUCCGACUUUACUUACAGACAUAGAUAUUUUAUCCCCACAAAGAGUUUUUGCAGCAUACAUUCAAAAUCCUGCUCAGUUAACUUGGUUAAAUAAGCUAUUAUAAUGUUUUGACAGCGCAGCAGCUGGAACAUGCUUAGCUUUAUCACUUGUUUCUAAAGAAAUUUAAUCUGACCUUCAAAACAGAUAUAGCUACAACUUUAAGUUUUAGUGCUACGCUAAUGUUAGCAUCCUCUGUGUGGAUAUGACUUGACAAUGUGGCCUGCAACAUAUUUCACUGCUGUUCCAGAUAUUCUUGUGCAGAGGGAACUGAUAUGGAGUGUUUUUCUGCUUUUUAAACAUAGUGAUUUGCAUUAAAUGUUCUAAUUUUGAAUGACUAAUGUUUCAGAUAAUCUCUAUGCUGCUCUAGUUGGCAACUGAGGAUAUAUGAACCAUCUGAUCUGAGCAAAGCUGCAGAACAGGUCAUAUGAUGGAAAGGAAGCUGGAGUGGUCAUGCUUUUACCAUCAACGUCAUUGUAAAGGUUAAAAAACAUUUCAAUUCUUAGAUCAAAAAAGAUCAUGGCUGCAUGACUUGCUAGUAGUAACAGAACUAAAACAUAAAAAUGGAAUUAUAUGUUUUAAGACCCUUUUAACAGCAUUUCUUGACAUUUCUUACACAAAACUCCACAACAGUGAUCGUCCAAAUUCAUCCACUCAGUCAACUUUUUAAAAGCAUCAGAUGUUUGGAAUCAGUCCCAUCAAGGAUGCAGGUUAACACUAACCUUUUAGAGCUGAUCACCUGGAGAAAGUGUUGUCUAAUAUUAGCAAUUACCAGCACAACAUGCAAAAUGUCACAUCCCCGCAACUCAGUCUUUCUACUGUUGCUUUAUUUGUUUCUUCUGCCCGGCUAAUAGACUGCAGGGCUCUGAUUUGUGCUGUGAAUGUUCUGUUGUAUCUUAGCCUGUAGAGCGCCAGCUCCACAGCUAGUCUGUAUUCCAUUUCAUUUCCCAAUGUUUGAGGGAAUCUGUGAAUAACUGUAUGGAUGCCAUACAUGGACAUGAAGAGAUUCUCUGCUUGAAAAACCUUUAAAUUGUGUUGUUUUGAUGAGCAUUGGAUGGUUUUUAGCAUUGUUGUCAGUGCUUCCAGUAAAGACGUGCACAUUAAUGCAUUAUAUUUGUGUGGACAGUUUGGGUAUAUUUGAUCAACCAUUUUAUUAGACUUAUAUCUUACAUAACUGACAGAAUUUACUUCCUGAUGAAAAAUAUCUUUGUAAAGAUUCUGAACCACAGGCUCUUUAUAUUUUCUGUUUGUGGGUUUUUAGUCUUCCUCACUUCCUUUGCUGACGUUUUGUGUCACUUCCUUCAAACGCUGAUGUCUGAUCAUGCUUGUGUUCCUGUGCUACACACACAUUACGGGACCCACAGUUUGAAAUAUUGCUCCACACUUCUUGUGGUAUUAAAAACUCUGUGGGGUGACUUUCAAAUUGUCUUUCUUUACACAUCAUUUAGAGUAGUGAAUCCUAGAAUGGGUAUUCCCAAGAGAAAAUGUUUUUUCAGUUUUUUUUUCUUUGUAGGUGUUUUUCUUCCUUUGGUAAAUUUGUCAAAUAAACCUUCUUUCCCCACUGACA
Girardinichthys multiradiatus is the source of this 8833-nucleotide messenger RNA. RefSeq names its product unconventional myosin-VIIb (gene myo7ba). The transcript is spliced from 48 exons. Gene Ontology annotation, cellular component: cytoskeleton; myosin complex. NCBI's taxonomy places the organism in Eukaryota, Metazoa, Chordata, Actinopteri, Cyprinodontiformes, Goodeidae. Gene Ontology annotation, molecular function: cytoskeletal motor activity; ATP binding; protein binding. The coding region runs from base 91 to 6792 and encodes 2233 amino acids. The record is from RefSeq and is a predicted model, not a curated record.